AUGCGCAGCUUUAUUGCCUCUGCACUCCUCGGUGUUCUCGCUGUCACCGCACACGCCCUUCCCUCCACCACCAGCGUCCAAACUACUGCGUCAUCAUGCCGCGAGGUCACUAUUCCCGUCACAGUUAGCGUGCCCCGCUUCAUCAUUAACACGACUAUCGCGGACGACUGGGAUGCGGUUACGCUCGCGCUGAACCUGACCCAACGCGACGUCAACACAACCGCGGACCCUCUUCCCAUCUCCGGCAAGACGUCCGGGCCGGUCAACAGCACGUACCGCAUCGGUGCUACCGUUUGCGGCUCGGGAGGUCCGACUCUGAUCCUCACCCACGGCAUCAUCGAGUCCAAGCUGUACUGGCGACCGAACUUCCCGGGCGCACUCAAGUAUAGCUUCGUCGACGCUGCGGUCGCCCAGGGAUACUCGGUCCUCAGCUAUGACCGCAUUGGCGUCGCCACAUCUGGCAUAGUCGAUCCUCUCAACGAUGCCCAGUUCCAAGUCGAGUCGGCUGUAUUGAGCGCGCUCACCCAAUACGCGCGCAAGACGAUGAACGCUACGCAAGUCGCGCUCAUCGGACACAGCUAUGGGUCGUACAUCUCCGUCGCGGCCGCGUCCGACGUACAGGCGAGCGGUGCCAUCGACGCGGUGGUCCUCACGGGCUUCAGCGGUACUGUGCAGUACUUCGCGCCCUUCGUCGCCGGGGCAGCUCUGCGCGUCGCGCGUACGCUGAACCCCCUGCGUUGGGGCCGCCUAGCGUCCUCCUACCUCACGUCCGCCGACCGCUUCGCCCUCGCCUACGUCUACUUCGCAGGCAACUUCAGCCGCGCUGUCGCCGACUGGACUUUCGCGGUCGAAGCUGAGCCCUUUGCGCUCGGAGAGCUGCCCUCCCUCCUCGACACGCAGAUCGCCUUCGACCACGUCACUGCGCCGGUCUUGGUCCUCCAGGGCCGUCAUGACGUCUCGGCGUGCGGUGGUGACUGCGUGGGCUUGCUGGACGCGACAGCGGCGCUUUUCACCGGCUCGAAGGGUGUUCAGACCGUCGAUAAUCUGCCUGCUGGCCACGACCUCUUCCUGCACGAAGUGGCGCCCCAGGCGUUCAAGAUCGUUUUCGACUUCCUGAAGGCGCAGGGUGUUUGAGCGCGACAUGUGCGCGUUCUCCCGUAUGGGAAGGACGGGGGCCCUU
Molecule: messenger RNA, 1180 nt
Organism: Trametes versicolor FP-101664 SS1
Lineage: Eukaryota; Fungi; Basidiomycota; Agaricomycetes; Polyporales; Polyporaceae
Product: alpha/beta-hydrolase
Exons: 3
Coding region: 1-1134 (377 amino acids)
Source: RefSeq, a predicted model, not a curated record